UACUAAGAAUAACCUCUUAACUAAGGGGUUUAAGAAAUACUAAGAAGCGUCGACGUGCUCGAAAAUUGUUGGGUGUAAUUUUUUUUUCUUUUUCCAUUCUCUCUCGCGACGAUGAUUGCGAAAUUGAAAAGGAUUUUUGUCAAUGAUCUGUUGGAAGUGGAGAUGAUUGAUUCGAUUGUUGGUGACCUUCCUCUGUUCUUCGCCGUUAGCUCAGCAAAACCACCGAUGGCGGAUCGCAACGACGACUCUCGGUGAAAAACCGACGACUCUGACAUUGAUGAAAUCGGAGACCACCAAAUCGGAUCCUUUCCUUCACCAAUUCGGAGAUGUUCAAUCACCAUUCUCUUUCACAUGUAUCUGGAUGAGAAGUAUCCUGAGCCACCUCUGUUACCUUGUGAUCUCCAUAUACGGGCUGUAAAUUUCCAGGCGAUGAGUAUUGUUUUGACUGGCAUACAACCUCAUCAAAAUCUGGCUGUUCUUGCUGAUUCAACCAUUUUGAAACUAAUGGAGGAGCGGUCUAUAAGCUCCCAACAUAGACAAAGUUUGCAACAUGAGCCGGCAAAACUGAGAACGAAGAAGAUAGUGAUAGAAGUGCAUAUUGGGCUCCCUCUGCUGUAUGUAUGCAUUGUGGCAUUCAUCAACAUUGUUACUGGGCAUUGUCUACGCACUUGACUGCUGGGUUCCGUCGUCGUUAUAUCAUAUUAAUCAAGUGUGCAGUCGAACAUAUUGACGAAGAAGGGAAAGAGAUUACUUUUGUUAAUUAAAAGUUUAUGAAAUGCAAUAAUAAAAUCUUUUA
This is a messenger RNA of Camelina sativa (false flax), 796 nucleotides long. Its product is annotated as vesicle-associated protein 2-2-like. Gene Ontology annotation, molecular function: glutathione transferase activity; maleylacetoacetate isomerase activity. Gene Ontology annotation, biological process: glutathione metabolic process; L-phenylalanine catabolic process. The record is from RefSeq and is a predicted model, not a curated record. NCBI's taxonomy places the organism in Eukaryota, Viridiplantae, Streptophyta, Magnoliopsida, Brassicales, Brassicaceae.